AUGCUUAUUGGUACAGUUGCUGCACUAGCAACUGGUGCUUGUUUUGCACUAGUCAUUUUUCUCUAUCAAAUUGUAACUGGUGCAUUAGUAAAUUAUGGAAAAGAUCAACAACGUAAUUCAUCAUUAGCUACUCCGUUGAAUUUUUCAAAUCAAACAACCAGUACCACUCUGUUUACCACAAUGACUGAUCUUGUCAAAUGGUAUGUGUUGCUUGGUGGUUUAAGUAUUCUAUUUUAUACAAUUGCAUUCUCAUGCUAUAUGAUAUCGUCUGAAAGACAAAUUAGACGAAUAAGAUUUCGUUUAUUCCGAAGUAUAAUACAUCAGGACAUGGCUUGGUUUGAUGUGCUCGAUAAUACAGGAACAUUGAGCAAGAUGUUAACAGAUGAUUUAACUAAAGUAAAAGAUGGAAUCGGCGAUAAAGUUGCUGAUUUUCUCUCAUUAUUAGCAAGAAUGAUUGGUUGUCUAGUCUUUGCACUUGUGACAGGAUGGAAAUUAACACUUGUGAUUCUCGCUAUUUCACCGUUAGUCGUACUUGCAUUCAAUCUUAUACUGAGGGUAAGCAAUCUUUGAAUUAUGUCCAGACAAUAUUUACACAGUUUGCAGUAAGAGAUCUAUAUCUU
This is a messenger RNA of Didymodactylos carnosus, 620 nucleotides long. Lineage: Eukaryota; Metazoa; Rotifera; Eurotatoria; Philodinida; Philodinidae. The record is from the annotation of a GenBank genome assembly.